AAUUGUAUUGAGGUUUCUAUGGGUCUCUUAUCCUGAAGACUUGCUCGCUUUUUUUCUUAUUGUGAAUUUAAACACAAUCAGCUUCGUUUGAGAAUAUGUGUUUGAGAUAAUAAACAUUUCAUAGGGAAAAGGUGCGUGGUGUUUAGUCGACGGGUUUUUCGUUCAUUUUACAAUCGGACGUUCUGAAGCUCAGGCAAUCUUGUAAUCUUAGCCUGAGGGCUUCAUUCUGACAAACCAUGGAGGACAAGCGCAAGAAGCGGAGCCCAAAAGUGUCUCUCCCCCAGCCCCCUCCACCCCCAGUAAACCCCCGCAAGCUCUCUGUCCUCCCUUCCAGCAAGAGUGCAACCUUCUCCCUUGGCCUUCCCCAACCCCCCUCCCCAAAAAACCGUGGCAAGUUCAAGAGGUCCAUUGGGGCAGCAGGACAGCCCAAAGAUGUGCUCAGUGUGGUUGUAGCAGCUCCACCAAAGACAACAAGGCCUCAUAAGGAGAAGGCCAGGGCUCCCCAGCCAGCAGGCCCCAGUAAAGUGUCCCAGUCCUCCCCUCUGCAGCACUCAUUCCUUACUGACGUCUCUGAUGUGAGAGAGAUGGAGGGAGGCCUCCUUAACCUGCUCAAUGAUUUCCACUCUGGAAAACUGCAGGCUUUUGGCAGGUACGUAAAGGCGGUAAUGACUCUUGCUGUGUCUUCCAAGGGAAGGUGUGCUCCUUUGAGCAACUGGAGCACGUUCGUGAGAUGCAAGAAAAGUUGGCUCGGCUGCACUUCAGUCUGGACAGCCAUGUGGAGGAGCUGUCAGAGGACCAGCGGAAGUGUGCCUCUGACCACAACCUUGAGCACCUGCUCUGCAAUCUGGAAGAACUCAGCAGCUCAAUACAAAAACUGCACCUUGCUGAGAACCAGGACCUGCCCAAGACGUCUGGACCUUGAUAAGGGACAUUAAAAUGACAGUUCGCUCUUUAUUACCACAACAACAAGGAAAAGUUGAAAUGAUGUUGAUCCAAUAGCCUUAGCACCAAAACUGGGCCAUAUAGACUCCUGGUUAGAUAAUGAUUUGUAGACGAUUGAAUGAUUCAAUCUGGUGUCAAGCACAUUAUCUGCGAUCUAGAUACAAAUAUUCCACAUUCUUAGCACAAAUUCUGCUUAUUUUCGUUUUUAUGAAUUGUGUUGCCUACAUCUUUUGUGAAGGAAUAUUUACAAAAUUGAAGAAUAGCCUUUAAAUUCGUAACAGUCAGAGUACUGCAGCAGGCUAUGCUGCUGAAUCGUGUGUGUGUGUGUUUCAGUGUGGUGGUCUAUUCAGAACUGAAUUCCACCCAUUAACCUGAAUUGGGCACAUCCCAAAGAUAGCAUUUUAUUUUAACGUAUUCCCCAUUUAUCUCCCCAAUUUCGUGAUAUUAGAUUUUUGACAAAGGUCCUGCUUCAUCGAACUAACAGCUGAUGGACUUUGGGCACUCAUUAUUAAGAUGGGUGUCUUCCGAAGCACAUCUGAUGCCAUUCUGGUUCUCAUCAUGCUUCUCACACAACAAGGAAGUUAAUACCUAGCCCCUCUGGCCUUCUACCUUGGUUGAGCUUACAGACCCCCAUGCCGCCACAAGGAGUCGCUAGAGUGCAGCAAGGUAACCAUAUUAGAUUACAAAGCUCCCCAAACCUGGAUGGUGCCAGGCUGGCCAGUUGCGCAUUCCCCCGUGUGACCCCUGGUUGAAUCCAUAAGCAGGAUUCUAACCCUGGUCAAGCAAUGACACAGCUAACUGCAAGGCAGUGACUUUACUGCUAAGCCUGUCCCUGAACAUUUUAUAAGUUUAUAUGUUGUCAUGUAUUGAAAUCAAAUCAAGUGAGAUGUGAAAUGCUCAUUCAUGGGAAAAAUAUUUUACUAAAAUAAUAUGUCACCUAAUAAUGCAAAUAAAAAUAAAUACAAAAAAUUAUAAAAUAAUAAUACCCUUUGAAAUUUGAUAGCAACUCAAAAAAAUGCUUACUCCUUCCAUAAACAAUAUCAAAAUAAACAUUUGUAUCUUAAUGGGUUGACAUAACUCAAUUGAAUUUCAGUGACCUAAUUACAUGAAUUCAGUUUGAAAUUGGCUUGCUGAAAGGUGUGACCUGUUCAUAUACAUUUCUCAGCUCAAUUCAGAAUUGAACCCAACCCUGGUGUGUUGUGGGUGUGUGUGAAAGUGCGUGUGCAUCUGUAAAUUGGACAAAACAUGAGCCUGUCCUUCCUUUUCAAAGGGCCACAUAAUUUAUAGUCUCAGAGAAGUUAUUUGAUUGUUAAGCACUGACAGGCAUAUUGUGCUUUUUGUCCCCAAAAUUGUCAUGAUCAUGUCUUUACUGAAAUUAUGGACAUCAUUAUAUUUCAAAUUGCUGGAUAUACUGAAUGAGCACAGCCAUAUUGUUAACUGUAGCAACAAGAACAUGUUUGCCCAUGUUGCCAAAGUUACUGUGGAUCAGCUCAGGACCUUGGGAUGCUUGUCCUGAUGUUAUUAUCUUCUGUUAAAAAGAAAAGAUGAUUAGGAACAGUUAGAAAUUUACUAAGGUGGUCAUAAACAUGUGAGGGUUCCCAAACUUGGUUUUGGGGAGUUUUAUUUUUGUUGGGCAAGGGUUGGGUGUAAUUUUGCAUUUUACUUAAUUUUUUUUCUGUCAUUAUUUUAAAUCUAGACAAAAGUCCUUAUCUGCUUACACAUGCAACUGAAAUCAAGUUGUUUUGGUACUUUCCUUUAUACUCUAUCUUAGUUUCCCAGUCAGAUAAGCGUAAACCUGGACUAAUAAUGAAGCUCAGUGUUGGACUAGGCUUAAUCUGUGUAGAGGAAACCAUACCUAUGGCCUGUUUUUGUGUACAAUGUUUAAGCAUAGUCUAGGACAAACAAAUCCAGAUCAAUGGAGAUAAGCUUAAUGUGUGUCCGCCAAACUGGACCUGUAUGUUUGCAUGUGUCCAGUGCUUUAUCCACAUGGUGACUGUAAUGGAAGGUGGAUGUUAGGUGGAUCUUCCUGAGGUUAACUAACAAUCCAUAUAAAUAAUCAGGUUAGACAUUCUGCCUGCUCCUCAAACACUUGGUUCAAUUGGGAUUAGGAGCAUUUAAAACAUUCUGGUAAAAUAGUAAGAAAUAGAUGUAAUCUUUGUAAAAAAUAGGUUGUUCAUUUACAUUUACACAUUUAUGUUAUUUCAGUAAUUUCCCUAUGGACGUAACAUUUGCUACAUUGCACUGGGUAAUGUUUUUAAGCACACUAAUUACAGGAAAUACUAAUGACAGUACAAAGGUUUAUAGUCAUCAUGAUUCCACAAAAUGGAUUACUUGAAGCAUAUCAAUAUAUUUGGAUAUGUAUUCUCUUGUCAGUGUUAGAUCUAAUUCUCUAUUGCAAUGGUGGCAAGAAACAAAUGGUGCACUCCUACAAAUGUCUGGCCUCAGUACCACACACACUGAUGUAGGUUUUAAACUAUCAUGUAGCCAGUAGUAGGAGGAUUAUUCAUUCAAGGUAAACAAUAAGGAAAGGUUCUCUAUUUUGGCUGGUUCUCUAUUUUGGCUGUAAGCUAUAAACAUUUCCCCAGAGAUAUGAGCUGAUAAGUGGCCACCACAUGCUCUCAACCUUCUUGCCCAUAGCCAUUGACAGUGCUGCAAACCCACCGUGCUAAAGAAAUUGGUUUUUUAAACACAGGGGUGCUCCAGUUUAUAUUUUGUGUUUUAUUCACAGUUUGAGUUCAAAUGUAUUUUUUUUGUUUGUUUUUUUUACACUGAGUUCAACCAGCCCUCCACUGUACUAAAUUACAAACUGUCCGUAGAAAUGCGACAUAUUUAUAAAUCUGUUCUGGUUUAGCAAAGGCGAGUUAUACAAUGUCAGAUGUAAAUGUUGUGUUUUUAUGAAAUUAACUUAUGUGAGGGAAUGUCUAAAAUGUUUGACUUUAAGCUUGAUUUAUAUAUUGUAGACCCAUGGUAUGAAACUGUCAUUGUAGCCUGUCCAACCUUCUCACAACUCUGUGAAGAAAUUGUACAACCAAGGCAUGUCAUAAUGUAAUGCUGUUACUUGCUGGCUCUGCAUUGGCACUGAGCUAUGUUAGCUUUAAAACUUUCAGGCAUUUGAGUUGUAGCUGCACUAUUAACAGCAGAAGCAAUCCUUCAAAGCACAAGCCAGCUCAACCAGCCACUGCAAUGCUGCAAAGCCAUGGAUAUUUACCCUCCUCCGGUUACGGUAGAUGUGGAACAAUUGAUGUGUGUCUAUGAGGUAUAAAUCGUGAAUACUAAAUUGAAAAAGCCGUUAUGCAGUACUGUCUCAGGUUGAGCUCAGAAUACCCAAGUAGCCAGGUCGUUUUGAGACUUGCAAAGACGUUUUUGUCAGUUGAUGGUAGACAUGUUGGCCAUAGGAACAGAUGGAGUACCAUCUCUAUUGUUCACAAGGGAGCUCCAGUCCAUUUGCUGUGAUUUUAUAGAAGUUGCUCAACUGUAAACCAAAUUGGUAUGCCUAGAUUAUAUUCUUAUUCAUAGGGCAGUGUCAUCCGUUUUAAAAUGUUGAGCAUGGUGUGUAUGGAAGUAGAGUCAUUUUCGGUUUAUCACAAGUGUAAAAUAAGACACCUUUGUUUUACUUCACCUUGCCGAGCCUACCUCUUUCCAAUAUGGCCUGGACCGAAGUCCUGUAAGGGAUUUGACUACUAGGACCAUGUUGCAUAUCUCUUAAUGAGAACUACCUUCUCAAGGAACUUGACAUUUUAUGCAUUCUUGUCCUUCGCUUUGCUAUAAUUUCAUUGUCAUUUAACCCUGUACAGCUAACUUUUCAUUUAUUGACUUGUAAAUAAACGCAAAACAUGUAAAUCAG
This is a messenger RNA of Esox lucius (northern pike), 4786 nucleotides long. It is a transcript of the gene ccdc28b, whose product is annotated as coiled-coil domain containing 28B. Bases 237 to 935 code for a protein of 232 amino acids. The transcript is spliced from 6 exons. The record is from RefSeq and is a predicted model, not a curated record. NCBI's taxonomy places the organism in Eukaryota, Metazoa, Chordata, Actinopteri, Esociformes, Esocidae.